Messenger RNA from Camellia sinensis, 1222 nucleotides. RefSeq names its product AT-hook motif nuclear-localized protein 23. The record is from RefSeq and is a predicted model, not a curated record. Gene Ontology annotation, molecular function: minor groove of adenine-thymine-rich DNA binding; DNA-binding transcription factor activity. Gene Ontology annotation, cellular component: nucleus. Lineage: Eukaryota; Viridiplantae; Streptophyta; Magnoliopsida; Ericales; Theaceae.
UCUUUUUUUUUCUUUCUAUUUUUAACAUUUUUUAUUUUAUUUUAUUAUAUAUAUAUCUUACUCGAUAAAAUAAUCAAAGCAAAAACAGCUUUAAAUCUUUCUCACACUAUUUUUUUAUUACUUUUUCUUUCUUGUUUUCCGUUUCUUUUUAUGUUGUUGUAGUAACCAUGUCUAGUUUAGAUUUAGCAAAUGCUUCUCAUUAUACCCAUCACCAAUUCCACCCCUUCGAAACAAAUCCUGAAAACGAAGAACACAACGAUGACAACGGCGGCAGCCACCACUCCGAUGAUAUGGUCACUCGUCGGCCAAGAGGCCGACCACCCGGAUCCAAGAACAAGCCCAAACCACCGGUAAUUAUAACCCGAGAGAGCGCGAACACACUCCGAGCUCAUAUUCUUGAGGUCAGCAAUGGCUGCGACGUGUUUGACUCCGUAGCCAUCUAUGCCCGCCGCCGGCACCUUGGGAUCUGUGUUUUGGGCGGGAGUGGGACCGUCACGAACGUGAGUCUCCGGCAGCCGGCCAUGGCGGAGGGUGGUGGUGCGGUGGUAAGGUUACAUGGGAGGUUUGAGAUUCUGUCGUUGACCGGGUCGUUCUUGCCACCGCCAGCGCCGCCGGGAGCGACGAGCUUGACGGUGUUUUUGGGGGGAGGGCAGGGACAGGUGGUGGGAGGGAGCGUGGUGGGAGAGCUCGUGGCGGCGGGGCCGGUGGUUGUGAUUGCCGCGUCGUUUAGUAAUGUUGCCUAUGAGAGAUUGCCGUUGGAUGAGGAGGACGAGGAGGAGGCGGCGGUUCGGAUUCAGCCACCGGUGUCAGAGGUUUCCAGCGGCGGCGGCGGCGGUGGAUUUCUUGACCCAUCUUGUGGUCUUCCUUUCUUGAAUUUGCCUAUGGCUAAUAAUUGUCAGUUACCAGUUGAUAAUUGGGUCGGAAACUCAGCUCACUUGAUGAAUCCAUAAUGUUAUGAUGUUCACAUUUGCUUAUAAUUCGAUCUUCGCAACAUCUCUGACUUGGGUGAAAUACGCUUUUUUCUUUGAAUCAUAAAAAGGUCAGCAAGUUAAUGUUAUUACUGCUCAUGAUCAUGAUCAUGGUUCUUCUCUUAUCUUGAGUUGUUUUGUUUUUCUUCUUUUUAGACUUCUUGGGUUUUUUGUUGUAUCUUUAAUUUUCUUGAAAUAGUCUUCCUUCUGUUCUUCAUGGAAACUCUAUUCUUGUUAAGGACAUGGUUUCAGAC